AUGGCUUCCGAUGUUCCAUCUAUAAUGUCUCAAAGUGUGAGAACAAACAGAUCUUCAUUCAGCUCAAGUAAUGGAUAUGAAACUCAAUCUCACUAUUCCGCCAUUACAAACGGAGAUGAUUAUGAUAGCGAUGGUUCAAAUUUUGCACCACCUACGCCAAUGACCCUUUCCAAUUCCAUUCCAGCCGAGCUUGCUGGUGCAAUUCCUUUGAUUGAUAAAUUCCAGGUCGAGGGUUUUCUAAGGUCCAUGCAAAAACAGAUAAAUUCAGGUGGAAAACGUGGGUUUUUCUCAAAAAGAUCCGUAGGUCCCCAAGAUCGUGAGAAGUUUACAUUUGAAGACAUGUUGUGUUUCCAGAAGGAUCCUAUUCCAACCUCGCUCUUGAAAAUAAAUGGUGAUUUGGUUAGCCGAGCUGUAAAAUUAUUCCAAACCAUCUUGAAAUACACUGGAAUUGAUUCAUCUGAAAAAGGGAAUCAGAUUGGCAUAGAAGAAAGAAUUGAACUUGUUGGAAAGUUAUAUAAACAAGCAUUGAAACGCUCUGAGCUUCGAGAUGAACUUUUUGCACAAAUUUCAAAACAAACCAGAAAUUGUCCUGAUAGGCAACAUUUGAUAAGAGCAUGGGAGCUAAUGUACUUAUGUGCAUCAUGCAUGCCACCUAGCAAAGACAUUGGUGGAUAUUUAUCUGAGUACAUUCAUGAUGUUGCACAUAAUUCCAAUACUGACCCUGAUGUGCAAGUCUAUGCAUUGAACACACUAAAUGCACUAAAGUGUUCAGUAAAGGCUGGCCCACGACACACUAUCCCUGGGCGUGAAGAAAUUGAAGCUCUUUUAAUUGGUAAAAAGCUCACCACAAUCGUGUUUUUCUUGGAUGAAACUUUUGAAGAAAUAGCAUAUGACAUGGCAACAACUGUUGCUAAUGCUGUUGAGGAGCUUGCUGGAAUAAUCAAAUUGUCUGCAUAUUCAAGUUUUAGUUUAUACGAGUGUCGCAAAGUUGUUACAGCUUCUAAAUCACCAGAACCCGGAAAUGAGGAGUAUAUUGGAUUAGAUGAUAACAAGUACAUUGGAGAUCUUUUAGCAGAAUUUAAGUCAGCAAAAGAUCGAAGUAAAGGAGAAAUUUCCCAAUGCAAAUUGACUUUUAAAAAGAAGUUAUUUCGCGAGUCAGAUGAAGCCAUUGCAGACCCAAUGUUUGUUCAGUUGUCAUACGUUCAAUUACAACAUGAUUAUAUCUUAGGUAACUAUCCGGUUGGGAAGGAUGAUGCUGCACAACUGUCAGCAUUGCAAAUUUUAGUUGAAAUAGGAUUUGUUAUUAAACCAGAGUCAUGCACUGAUUGGACUCUGCUUUUGGAGCGAUUUCUACCCAGACAAAUUGCAAUUACCCGUGCUAAAAGAGACUGGGAGUUGGAUAUACUUGGUCGUUAUCGUUCCAUGGAAAAUCUAACAAAAGAGGAUGCAAGACAACAAUUUUUGAGGAUUUUAAGGAUGCUUCCAUACGGGUAUUCAGUUUUCUUUAGUGUUCGUAAGAUUGAUGACCCCAUUGGACUUUUACCUGGAAGAAUCAUAUUAGGCAUUAACAAACGUGGGGUUCACUUUUUUCGACCGGUUCCCAAAGAGUAUUUACACUCCGCUGAAUUAAGAGAUAUAAUGCAAUUUGGUAGCAGUAACACUGCUGUGUUUUUCAAGAUGAGAGUUGCGGGUGUCUUGCAUAUAUUUCAGUUUGAAACUAAACAGGGUGAAGAAAUAUGUGUUGCACUUCAAACACAUAUAAAUGAUGUUAUGCUACGUCGAUACUCUAAAGCACGAACUGCUUCUAAUACAAGCUCUAUUAAUGGUGAUAUUCCUACAAAUUCAAAGCCUCCAAUUGCUGAUGUUGGUGAAAAACGUGUACAAGAUUUGUCAAAAGCUCUUGAGGAAUGUGAAAAAACUGCAAAGCAACUAUCAGACGAGUUGAAUGAGAAGCAGAAGAAAGAAAUGAACAUGCAAGAAGAAAUGGAGACAUUGAAAGAUAUGUUGAGAUCAGAAAAGAAGAGUUUGGAAGAACUAUCAUCUGAAUAUAAUGAGAUUAGAUCUUUGUGUGAAGAAAAAGAAUCUAACCUUCAGGCUGUAUUGAUUGAGAAGAGGAACAUGGAAGCAAGGCUUUCACAGCUUAGUAAAGGGGAGUUGGAAAAUAAUACCAAAAAGGAAUUAGUUGAGGCAACUAAUCAGGUGUUACAAAAGAUCCAAGAUGAGUUAAGAACACGUAACUCAGAGUUGCAUGCAGCUGAAGAAACCAAGAAGAAAUUGUUAAAUGAGAAAAUGUUACUGGAAGAAAGAAUUUCAAGACUUGAAAAGAAGAAAGUUGAUGAGAUACGGAUGCUUGAGAAAGAUUUAGAACAAGAAAGAAAGAUGACAAAGCCUCGAAUUUCUGAACUUGAGAAGAAAGUAGCAGAGCUCACACAAAAAAUUGGCCAAUGCAGAGUCUACUCUUGCAAUCAAAGAUAA
Lactuca virosa is the source of this 2475-nucleotide messenger RNA. Lineage: Eukaryota; Viridiplantae; Streptophyta; Magnoliopsida; Asterales; Asteraceae. The record is from the annotation of a GenBank genome assembly.